CACUUUCCCUUGUGCGCCUGCGCGCCGUCAUAAUUUGAGGGAACAGCCUCGCCCACUGUAGGCAUCAUUUUUCCUUGUGCGCCUGCGCGUCCGCCUCAGCGUCGCCGGAAGCUCAUUGACAAGGCGGCAAGAUGGCGGACCGGCCUGUUCCUCUUCAGGAGAAACGGCUCUUGGAUGUGAAAGUUGGGCAGCUGCCGAGCUGGUUGGCCACUCGAGAUUACACCCCGUUGGGGAUUGCGAGAGGUAUUCAAGGAGGUUAUGACAGAUUUGUCGCAAAGUACAUUGAUGUGAGGAGAGGCGGCAUUGGCGGCAUUGCCAUGAUGUUAACUGGUUAUGUCAUCAUCAGCUACAUCUGGAAUUACAAGCAUCUCAAGCACGACCGCUGGAGGAAGUAUCACUGAACCAGAAGGAUGCAUUUUGCCAUUCUGAAUUCUGAUAGGAGACCCUCUCAGCUGGAGGCAGCUUGGCUCUUACAUGUGGAUUUCUGUUCUGGCAUCAGUUAUGUACCCCGAGACCAAUAAAAAUAUAUACCGUGAA
Anolis carolinensis (green anole) is the source of this 537-nucleotide messenger RNA. RefSeq names its product ATP synthase membrane subunit f (gene atp5mf). Bases 132 to 401 code for a protein of 89 amino acids. Gene Ontology annotation, biological process: proton motive force-driven mitochondrial ATP synthesis. The transcript has 4 exons. Lineage: Eukaryota; Metazoa; Chordata; Lepidosauria; Squamata; Anolidae. The record is from RefSeq and is a predicted model, not a curated record. Gene Ontology annotation, molecular function: proton-transporting ATP synthase activity, rotational mechanism.